This is a messenger RNA of Mycosarcoma maydis (corn smut), 1308 nucleotides long. Its product is annotated as putative ATP-dependent RNA helicase SUB2. Bases 1 to 1308 code for a protein of 435 amino acids. NCBI's taxonomy places the organism in Eukaryota, Fungi, Basidiomycota, Ustilaginomycetes, Ustilaginales. Gene Ontology annotation, molecular function: RNA binding; ATP binding; RNA helicase activity. The transcript is spliced from 5 exons. Gene Ontology annotation, biological process: mRNA splicing, via spliceosome; mRNA export from nucleus. The record is from RefSeq and is a predicted model, not a curated record.
AUGUCCGCCAUCGACAACGAAGAUCUUAUCGACUACGAGGAGGAGGUCGCCGUCGCACCCACCUCGACCACCAACGGCGCCGCCACUGCCGCCAACGGCGCUACCACCGCUGACGACAAAGACAAAAAGGGCUCCUACGUCGGUAUUCACUCUACAGGUUUCCGCGAUUUCCUCCUCAAGCCCGAGCUUCUCCGAGCCAUCUCGGAUCUUGGUUUUGAACACCCUUCCGAAGUCCAGCAAGAAUGUAUCCCACAGUCCAUCCUCGGCAUGGACGUUGUCUGCCAGGCCAAGUCCGGUAUGGGUAAGACGGCCGUUUUCGUGCUUGCCACCCUCCAGCAGAUCGAGCCCGUCGACGGCGAAGUCUCGGUACUUGUGCUGUGCCACACCCGAGAGCUUGCCUACCAGAUCCGCAACGAGUACGCCCGUUUCACCAAAUACAUGCCCGACGUUCGCACCGGCGUCAUCUACGGUGGCACUCCCGUCGCCGAAAACCAGGCCAUGCUCAAGGACAAGGCCAAGUGCCCUCACAUCCUCGUCGGAACACCCGGUCGUAUGAACGCGCUCGUGCGCGACAAGAGUCUCAAGGUGUCCGGCGUCAAGCACUUUGUCAUUGACGAGUGCGACAAGAUUCUUGAGCAGGUCGACAUGCGCAGAGAUGUGCAGGAUAUCUUCCGUGCCACGCCUCACCACAAGCAGGUCAUGAUGUUCUCGGCCACGCUCGCCAAGGAAGUUCGACCUACCUGCAAAAAGUUCAUGCAGAACCCACUGGAAAUCUACGUGGACGACGAAACCAAACUUACGCUGCACGGUCUGCAGCAGCACUACGUUCGACUGGAAGAAUCGGCCAAGAACCGCAAGCUCAACGACCUGCUCGACUCGCUCGAAUUCAACCAAGUAAUCAUCUUUGUCAAGUCGAUCUCUCGCGCCAACGAGCUGGACAAGCUGCUGCGCGAGUGCAACUUUCCGUCGAUCUGCAUCCACGGCGGACUGGCACAGGAAGAGCGCAUCAAGCGCUACCAGCAGUUCAAGAACUUUGAGAAGCGUAUUCUGGUCGCUACCGAUAUUUUCGGUCGUGGUAUCGAUGUGGAGCGUGUCAACGUAUCCAUCAGCUACGACACGCCUACAGAUGCCGAUAGCUACUUGCACCGCGUCGGUAGGGCUGGUCGUUUCGGCACAAAGGGUUUGGCUAUCAUGUUUGUUUCCAGCGAUGAAGACGCCGAGGUGCUCAAGCAGAUUCAGAGCCGAUUCGAGGUGGCUGUUCCCGAACUCCCCGACACCAUCGAAGCUAGCUCUUACAUGAACGCCUAG